UAAUGAAAUAGAUGAGAGAUCGCUCCUCUUCUGAAGAGUAUGAUUAAAUUUUUGAUGGCAAGAAGUAAUCUCCAGUUUAAGAUAAGAAGGGCAAGAAAUAGAGUUAUACAUUUGAGGAUGGAUAAUAUUUUUUUGAUGUAAAUUUUGUUCUUUUAGAAUAUUUAAAGCUUACAACUUAUAAAAAGAUUGCAAUAUCCAAAUUCAAAGGAAAUACAAUGAUU
Molecule: messenger RNA, 221 nt
Organism: Paramecium pentaurelia
Lineage: Eukaryota; Ciliophora; Oligohymenophorea; Peniculida; Parameciidae
Source: the annotation of a GenBank genome assembly